AUAGAGCCUUCGCCCACCGAGGAGGAUGUCGUUUUCAUCCGUCCUCCUUUCAAGGACUUCCCCGAGGCCUAUAAGUAUCCCGAAGGGCUCACUUAUAAUGUCUUAGCUGCCAACCCAGACUGGUUCCUUAUCGCUUCUGACUACCGCAGGGUGGGCGAUCCUCCGUGCGAUGACUCAGAAACAUUGCAGUAUCCCACAAUACUCGAGCCUCCUCGCGGAUGGCUGCAGUUAGACGACAAGAAGAAAAGCCAGAAGGAGACGAAGAAAGAGAAACGGUGGCCUGAAGGUCAGGCUCCCCGCCUUCGCUGCACCUUCUGCCGUCGCACGUACGCGGGUGUCAAUGCGAAGAGCAUGUGGCGCCGACACGUCUUUGAGAAACAUAGAAUCGCCAUGUCUAAUAGACGUGCCGAUGCC
Molecule: messenger RNA, 414 nt
Organism: Phanerochaete carnosa HHB-10118-sp
Lineage: Eukaryota; Fungi; Basidiomycota; Agaricomycetes; Polyporales; Phanerochaetaceae
Exons: 1
Source: RefSeq, a predicted model, not a curated record